GUAAGGGUGAUGUAACUUUUUUUUAUAUUUGCUUUCGAUAUUUUUUAAUGAAUAUUAGAAGAGGUGCGGUGUGCAUGAAUGCUCAUGAGACUCUUUAAAUGUUCUCAAGAAUCACCAUAAACCACUACCUUCAACAACUACCAGUAACCUCUUAUUUUUCAAAAGCUAGAUGCUUUUAUAGAUCUUUUUGUAGUCUCCUAUCCUCAUCACACAAAAUAACAAUUAUAACAUUUCUUUCAAUACAUAUGAAUUCGAAAAGUAUGACAUUGUUUCAAAAGCUCGUGGAUGUUGAAACAAUCCGAGAGACCCAACGAGCACAAGGUCCUGCCACCAUUCUUGCCAUUGGCACUGCAACUCCUUUCAAUUGUGUUAAUCAAGCUGAUUAUGCCGACUAUUAUUUCCGCGUUACAAAUAGUGAGCAUAUGAUUAAUCUUAAGGAGAAGUUUAAACGCAUAUGUGACAAGACAAUGAUCAAGAAGCGAUUCAUGAUUCUCUCGGAAGAGUUUCUAAAGGAAAAUCCCAACAUGUGCGAGUACAUGAGUCCGUCUUUGAAUACUCGUCAAGACUUGUUGAUCACUGCCGUCCCAAAGCUCGGCGAGGAAGCUGCUAUCAAAGCCAUCAAGGAAUGGGGAGUCUCAAAAUCUAAGAUCACUCAUCUCAUCUUUUGCACCACCUCAGGAAUCGACAUGCCUGGUGCUGACUUGCAACUUACCAAGCUACUUGGUCUUUCCCCUUUGGUUAAUCGACUCAUGAUAUACCAACAGGGUUGUUCGGCAGGGGGCACGGCCCUUCGUCUAGCCAAGGACAUUGCCGAAAACAAUAAGGGUUCACGUGUCCUUGUAGUCUGCUCAGAUAGCAUGGCUUCAAUUUUCUGUGGACCGAAUGAGAACCACAUUGAUUCUUUGGUCGGUCAAGCUCUUUUUGGAGAUGGAGCGGCUGCAAUCAUCGUGGGUUCAGACCUGGAUUUAUCUACUGAACAUCCAUUGUUUGAGAUUGUGGCUGCAAAUCAAACAAUCAUACCGGACACUGAGAUGGCUAUGAACUUACACUUGAGGGAAGAAGGGCUCACUUUUCACUUGCACAAGGAUGUACCCAAGAUGAUCUCCGAGAAUAUAGAGAGCGUGUUAAAGCGUGCGGUUUCUCCACUUGGUUUAAGUGACUGGAACUCAUUGUUUUGGAUAGUUCAUCCUGGUGGUAGAGCCAUACUCGACAACGUGGAGCUAAAGCUUAAACUCGAUAAGGAGAAGUUGAGGGCUAGUAGGCAUGUGCUAAGUGAAUAUGGAAACUUGACUAGUGCAUGUGUGUUGUUCAUCAUCAAUGAGAUGAGAAACAAAUCUGUAAAGGAUGGAAAAUGUACGACUGGUGAAGGUUUAGAUUGGGGUGUUUUGUUUGGAUUUGGCCCGGGUUUGACAAUCGAAACAGUUGUUCUCCGUAGCCAACAGGUUACUAUUCCUGUUGCCACCAUAACGAAUGGUGCAAAAUAACCAUUGAAUCAUCCAACUUUUGUUGAUAAGAAAUUAAUAGCGGUUUGUAUAAGAAUGUUGUGUGGUAUGUUUUCAUAAAAUAAACUGUCUUGCAAAUCGGGUUUGAUUAACAAGACUUAAAUGAUGUAUCUUUGCAUUCUUGUGUUCAUAUUUCUUGUAGUUCCUUAUUUUUUUACUACCAACAAGAUCAUAAUAACUAAUAAGUAAUGUAACUGGUUUGAUUAAUGCCACCUGAUAGUUUUAUUCCUC
Helianthus annuus (common sunflower) is the source of this 1733-nucleotide messenger RNA. RefSeq names its product chalcone synthase. The record is from RefSeq and is a predicted model, not a curated record. Gene Ontology annotation, biological process: polyketide biosynthetic process. Gene Ontology annotation, molecular function: acyltransferase activity, transferring groups other than amino-acyl groups. The transcript is spliced from 3 exons. Lineage: Eukaryota; Viridiplantae; Streptophyta; Magnoliopsida; Asterales; Asteraceae. Bases 99 to 1484 code for a protein of 461 amino acids.